Messenger RNA from Arxiozyma heterogenica, 2343 nucleotides. It is a transcript of the gene NPP1, whose product is annotated as nucleotide diphosphatase/phosphodiesterase NPP1. The record is from RefSeq and is a predicted model, not a curated record. The coding region runs from base 1 to 2343 and encodes 780 amino acids. NCBI's taxonomy places the organism in Eukaryota, Fungi, Ascomycota, Saccharomycetes, Saccharomycetales, Saccharomycetaceae. The transcript has a single exon.
AUGGCUGAACUUAGUGAUACUGACUCAUCCUUUGAUUUGGACGUCAGGAGCAUGGAUACUCAUCGUGAAAUUCACAAUGGUAUUGCAAUUACAGACGAUGAUGAUAUAUUCCAAGAUGACCCCCUGAGAUAUGAUCUGCACCGAUCUAAUAACAACAACAAUACUAUCAGUUUAUUCCUACGAAACAAUUCCAGCUUAUUAAAUAAAGUCAAGUCUUGGUUUGAUACAAAAACAUUGUCACAAUCAAGAUUAAAUAAGUUAAAUAAUCAUGGAAUUCCAUUGUAUGAUUUAGAUACUGAUGAGAACCUAGACAGAAUUAUUCAUUCGACUAAUGACAAUAAUGACAUACUCGAAUCAUUUGACUCAAGAACCUUCCCAUCUUUCAGUAGAAAAUGGUCUCUAGGAAGAAGAAUGUUUAUAUUAAUAAGAUUCUUGAAAUGGAUCAUUAUAAUGGGGCUGCUUAUAACUUUCAUGAUUCAUGUAAUAUUAAAGAUUACUUGGUCCAAAAACAGUAACUUGAGCCAAAAUAAUGAUAUCACCAAGAUAUUCUCUACAACAAAUAAACAUCUAUACAACAGUAAGAUCAAUUUCAAUCCAAAUAAAUUGUACAGUAAUGGUACACAUAAGUUUUACCCACUAACUAUUGUGAUAAAUUUGAGGUAUAUGUCCUUUGAACAAAUAAAUAAAGAUCAUAGUCCCUUUUUAUAUGAUAUGGUUUAUCCAAAUGAAAAUAAAUUAAAUAAUGUGUCAAUGAAUACAAUUAUUGGUGAAUUAGAACCUAAUUUCCCAUAUGAUUCUAAUUUGCAAGAUUGGUGUAUGGUUACAGGAAACUAUCCCAUAAAUAAUGGAAUGUUGAAAGAUGAUAUUAAAAAUUUAAAGGCCGAAAAUGUUACUAUUCCUAUUUGGAACACCAUUGAUAAAGUGUUUACUAAUAAUAAUAAUACAUCUAUCAUGAAAUCCUUUGGUUGGACACAUUUCAAAAAUGAUGGAAACCAUUAUCAUAAUAGUGAACAUUUAGAUAGUGAAGGUAAGAUCGACGAGGUUAUAAAAUUGAUUGAUAUUAUAGAAAAAGGAGAACGUCCCCAGUUAAUUCUACUGACAAUGAACGAUUUGAUGGAUUCUAUUAUCCAUGGUGAAAAUCAAAUCUCUGCUUAUAAGAAGAUUAAUCAUAUGGAUAGAUUGUUACAUAAAUUAGUUUAUGAGUUAAGACACCGUAAUUUACUGGUUAACUUAACAAAUAUAAUAAUAUUGAGUGACAGUGGUAGCAGUACUGAAGACAUCAAAACAUUAAAUCAAGACGAUACUAUGAACAACGAGGAGAAACCCAUUGAGAAGCUCGAAUUAAGACAAUUAUUCAAAUUGGAAGAAGAAAAUAGUAAUAAGGAUGCCAAAAAAAUAUACAAGAAUUUAUUAAAGAAAAUAGAUCGGAUUAAUAAUCAUGAGGGGAGAUUAAUUUCGAUAAAAAUUAAAGAUACAAACGAUAGAAAUCAAAUAUAUAGAAUGUUGAAAACAAAGAUCGAUUCAAGCCAAGUAUCAUUACAUAUAAAGGAUAAUCUACCUAAGGAAUAUAAUAUUAAUUUUCAAAACCCAUCUAAGAUUGAUAAAAUAGUCUAUGAGUCGAUGGAUGAUAUAUGGUUAAUACCUAAGAAUCCAUAUUUAUUGGUAGAAAAUACAAAAGAUAUCGGUGUAAUUCAAGAAAGUUCGAUAUUUAUUGGACAAGGUCCAUAUUUCCAUGAUGUUAUUGUAAAUUAUAUGGAUAAUAAUAGAUACUUGAUGCCAUUUAAUAAUAUUGCCAUCUAUGACAUCAUAAGUUCAUUAGUCGGUUUAAAUGUUAGAGACAGAAAUCCAAACAGAGACAAAUAUACGAUACAGUAUACAUCCGAAUUCAAUCACUAUGUUGAAAUAGGUAAUACCAUUAAAAUCGAUGAAAGCUCGACAACAAAUCCAAUUUUAAGUACAAGUCCUAUCACAAACUCGGUUACAAGUUCAAGUACUAAUGGGAAUAUUAUAACGAAAUCAUCCUCAAUUCCAACUCCAACGACAACUUUCUCCAGCUUAACUUCAUCUAGAACGACAAACUCUAAAACCAAUACAAAAACAACCACGCUCGUCGGUACAGAAACAACUACUGAAUCAAUAAAUCAUUCAACACAAAAAAGUGACAAUAAAAGUGGGAAUAAAAAUAAAAAUGAAAAAAACAACAACAACGAUGAAGGCAACCAUAAUCUGAUUGAUUCAAUGCUUGACUAUCUGAAGGAGACGGAGGAAGAAAUAAUCGAUAUCUUCAAUGACAUCAUCGACAAUAUUUAUCAGGAUGAGUCAGUUGACAGAAAGAGAGCCUGA